Didymodactylos carnosus is the source of this 3300-nucleotide messenger RNA. NCBI's taxonomy places the organism in Eukaryota, Metazoa, Rotifera, Eurotatoria, Philodinida, Philodinidae. The record is from the annotation of a GenBank genome assembly.
AUGUCGUCUACUGACGCGCUAAAUAAUCGUUCAUUAUCACCCGAUAUUCUAUCAUCAGCUAUAACUGAUCAUACAACGGCUACAAAAAAUAUUAAUCAAACUUCAAAAACGACUACAAAUGGUAUUGGUACAACAUCACAUUCAUUUAAUUUAGCCACAUUUCACACACCAAAUGAUAAUUCAUCAAAUUCAUUAUUAUCUCCACGUGAACGUUGUAGACGAUGUCAACAAUUAGUCUAUGUAACAGAACGUAUAGGACCAUUAAAAACUUAUAUUUAUCAUAAAUUAUGUUUUAAAUGUUUAAAAUGUGAACGACAAUUAGAUUUAAAAACAUAUUUUACAAAUUCCGUUGAUUUAAAUGAUAAAGAAAUUUAUUGUCAAUCACAUGUACCUAAAUCGGGUAAAGGAUCAUUUGGAGCAGAAAAUAUGCAAAUACAAUCAGUAAUGAAUGCACCAAAAUUAAGUGUAAUGCAAAAAUUAGAUGAUAGACUCAAAGGUACACAUCUUGAUUCAUCAGCAAUAAGUAUAGCACAUGCAAUGAAAGCGCAACUAUUAUUACAAGGGGGACGAGACAAAAUUUCAUCCAGUCACAAAUUUCCAGCUAUGCCUCCAAUUUUUCGUGCAGAACGAGAAACUCAAGAGAAAAAAAUUGAAAAAGAAGUUAUUGAAGAAUGGGAAAAGAAACUUGAAACUUUAACAUCUCAAUAUGAAGAUGAUUUACGUCGAAAAAAAGAUAAAAGUAUUGAACGAGUAUGUGACUUAACGGUAAGAUUUAAAAAAGAAAAAGAAGAUUUAGAAAAACAUAUGACAUUAAAACGUGAAAAAAAACGUGAAGUUGUACGAAAACAAUUGAAUGAGAAAGAACAAGAACAAACACAUUCACUCGUAUCAAAAUUUAGUAAGGAAAUGAUCAAUCUUAUUCAAGUUAAAGAAGCAGAAGUAUUGGGUGAAAAUGGGGUAAAUGAUGAAAUUGUUACCGCGUUUUCCAUGCUUCAUUUACGUCAACCUCCACCACCACAACCGCCUCGACGACGCAAACGUGAUUUAUAUGAAGAUCCAUCGAUAUUUGAACAUGUUGAUCAACAAGCAAUUGCGGUCGCUGAAAGUGAACAGACAUCGUACACAGAAUUAGUUGAUCAGUUAACAUACGGUUUAUUAACUGAUUUAGAAAAAGCAAGAGCAAUAUUUCGAUGGAUUACAGUGAAAGAUCUAAAUGCAAUGGAUUUUCAAUCGAAUUUAGCUGCUGAUACACCAAUGGGACUCUUACGUGGUAUCAAAUAUGGAACAGAAACAUACCAUACAUUAUUCAUGAGACUUUGCAGUUAUGCUGGGUUGCAUUGCGUUGAUAUUAAGGGUCAUUCAAAAAGUGUUGGAUAUGAACCAGGAAUGAAAAUUUUAGAAGGAAAAUUUACGAAUACAUGGAAUGCUGUUGUCAUUGAUGAUGAAUGGCGUUUUGUACAAUGUAAUUGGGGUGCACGCCAUUUAGUAAUGAGUAAAGAUAAAAAACCAGCUGAUCGUACACCACCCAAACCUACCCGUGAAAAAAUUAAAUAUCAAUAUGAUGAACAUUAUUUUCUACCUGAUCCCGAUGAUUUUAUAUUAGAAUUUUUCCCACACAAACCAGAUUGGCAAUUACUUGACAAUCGAAUAAAUCUAAAUGAAUUUGAAAAAUUGCCAUUUGUUCGAUCACUCUUCUUUCAUUAUCAUUUGUCAUUUGUUAAUCAGCAUAAUGCUGUUAUUUUGACUGACAAUCGUGGUUCAUGUGAUAUUAAAUUAAGAAUGCCUGAUUCAUUAAAACAACGUUUAGCAUUUCAUUUUCAUUUGCGUUUUUCAAAUUCCAAUUCAUCGAUAUCGUCAUCUCAAGCUCUAACAACAGCAACAAACGCUAGUGCUAAUCAAGAAGAUAUUACAGAUUUUCAAGGAGUUAAACUUGAACGUUAUGUAUUGCAUACAGUACAAGAUGAUCUUGUCUCAUUUAAUAUUCAUGUACCUCAAGAAGGAGAUUAUUUUAUUGAAAUAUUCGCAUCAUUAGUGGAACCCGAUCCAAAUCCAUUUGGCCAAAGUUUCAAAUUGAAAUGUGUAUGUAAAUAUCGUAUAUUAUGUAAUGAAUUGUUGCAACGAAUGCAUCCUUUGCCGUCUUGUGCGUCCGGUGAAUGGGGUCCGAUGAAAGCAAUUCGCCAUUUUAACAUUAUACCUUUGACACAUGUGAAUGCCAUAUUUGAAACAACACACAGUCCCGUUUAUAUAAAAUUUAAAUGUCCAAAACAAUUAAAAUUUCACGGAAAACUAAAUUCAAAUCAAUAUGUCAAUAUAAACGAUAGCCAUCCCUUGGAUAAAUAUGUUAAAUAUGAAUAUGAUGAACAUGAGUACAUCAUUACAUUUAUUAUAUAUUUACCGAUCGAAGGACAAUAUGGCCUCGAUGUUUAUGCAAGAGAUCCUGAUUAUCAAACAGAAAAACGUACAAUGUCACACUGUUGUAAAUAUAUUAUUAAUUAUUCGAAAACAGCAACAACAGCACCAGUAUCGUCAAAAACAUCCGAUCAACAAAAUUCGAAUAAUAAUCAAUUAAUGAUGUCUAAAUUCGAUAAUGGGCGUUUAUCGCAGUAUGAAGAACAUCAAUUAGCUACAAACAAUCAAAAUAGUACUAAUAAUAACAGUAAUCAAUACAGAAUAGUUUCACCAAGAGUGACGAGCUCAACCUCGACAUCAAUACAAUCAAAACUAGAAAGAAAUCUAUCACCAGGACCACAACGGAAUAGUGCUGGAUCAAAUGGUGGUGAUAUUCAUCGGGAAAAACAACAACAACAAUCACCACCCAUGCCAAAAAUUGGUGGUAAUCCAUCAUUGUUACAAGUGCUUGGUAUGACUGCUGUGAGUCACAUUGACUCUGUAAUUGAUCUAAACAAUACAAAUCAUAUUGAUAUUCAUUUUCAAGUACGUCGUAUGAUUGAUUUUUCAUUUGAUUUAUUUUAUCAUCAAACAUUAAAUGAUUUAUUAAAAUCAAAAUCAUCAUCGUCAUCAAUUAUUAAUUUAAAUCAACGUUUAAAUGUAUCUGAUUAUAUACAGAUAAAACCCAGUGGUUAUAACGUUACAUUCGCACUUAAUCUUCCUAAACCGGGUCUAUACACAUUUACAAUUUAUGCUGCGGCAAGCGAUGUUAAUCUAAAUAAUAAUAAUAAUAAUAAAAAACAACAACAAUUAUUAACUAAAACAAAUGGUGCUAAUAACAGUAGUAAUAGUAUCACUACUGAAAUUGAUUUACCUCCAGUUUUUACCUAUAUGAUACGCUACGUUGUAUGA